Messenger RNA from Schizosaccharomyces octosporus yFS286, 1523 nucleotides. Its product is annotated as ERCC-8 DNA repair. The coding region runs from base 178 to 1389 and encodes 403 amino acids. Gene Ontology annotation, biological process: protein polyubiquitination; transcription-coupled nucleotide-excision repair; proteasome-mediated ubiquitin-dependent protein catabolic process. NCBI's taxonomy places the organism in Eukaryota, Fungi, Ascomycota, Schizosaccharomycetes, Schizosaccharomycetales, Schizosaccharomycetaceae. Gene Ontology annotation, molecular function: protein binding. Gene Ontology annotation, cellular component: nucleotide-excision repair complex; Cul4A-RING E3 ubiquitin ligase complex. The transcript has 6 exons. The record is from RefSeq and is a predicted model, not a curated record.
UGGAUAUGUAAAUUUAUAUACUGCUAGAAUGAUGUGGACUCUCAAAUACCUAUAGAAAAGCGUUACUGUAAACACAAAUAUAAUCUCUGAGUAAAAUUGGUUAAAUAUAUACUUUUCAUGGUGCUUGAAUGAAUUUCUACCGUCUAUAAUACUCCUGCGGAAAUUUGAACGUUCUGAAUGAAUACGUUUCUUUUAGCCAGAGAAUGGGGACAAGAAUCAAAUGCAUCUUUCCGACGCCAGCUGCUUCAGCAUCGUCUUCAGACUAUGGCUUUGUCGCAAAAUAAAACAAUCAAGCGAAGACAUGGUACCGGCCUCCUUGGCUCUGUAAACGCGCUGUCCAUAGAUAACACGACGCAUCAAUUUAUGAUUUCCGGAGGCGCCAAUUCUUCAAUUAAUGUUUGGAAUCUUGAAUCUCUUGAUUCAAAUGAUAUAGAUACAGUCAUGGAUACACAUAACGCGAUUCCUGCACGCUCUAGUCAUAGGUUUGGAAUUACUGAUCUGCAUUGGUUUCCUUUCGAUAAUGGUAUAUUCACCAGCUCCUCUUUUGACCAUACAUUAAAGGUUUGGGAUGCUGCUACAUUACAGGAGGCAUAUUCUUUUAACAUAGGUGAAAUAGUAUAUUCGCAUGCCUGGUCGCCAGUGGCUUCGCACUGUUUGAUUGCCGCAGCAUAUCGGUCGCCCUCUAUUCGUUUAUGCGAUAUGCAGAGCGGUAGUUAUACUCACAGUUUAAUCGGUCAUACAGGGAAUGUAUUGUCUGUCGCUUGGUGCCCGAAAAAUGAUUAUGUAUUAGGUUCCGGAUCUGCUGAUGGUACGGUUCGGCUUUGGGAUAUUCGAAAAGCCUCUGCGAGCUUUGCUUGUUUAGAUGUACAUAACAAAACCAAGCCAACAGAACAGACGGGAAGAUCUCAUUAUGGUACCGUAAAUGGCUUAGCUUGGACUGACGAUGGUAAUUUUCUUGUUAGCUCAGGAACUGAUGAUCGUUUAAGAGUUUGGGAUAUGAAAACAGGACUAAAUACUUUACGUGACUUUGGACCUAUUAUACAUAAUCAAACAACAUCCUUUGCUGUUCACCCUUAUAUUGUGACUCCCUCGGAAAAUGCCGACACGUACGUUUUGUUUCCUAAUGACGAUGGAUCUUUGGCAUUGGUAAAUCUUUUAGAAGGUUCCUUCGUGCAGCGUCUGUCAACUCAUGUUUUGAAGCGUAUCAAUUGCGUCUCUUACCGUCAAGACAAAGAACAAUGUUUCACGGGGGAUAUGAGCGGCAAUAUUCUAGUCUGGUGUCCAAAACCACUUCGUGAUCCGUUACAGGCUAGCGCAGUUGAAAAUCGUCGAAAUGUUCUUCAAGAAGUUUAUGAAUCUCUCACUAAUGUGGAAGUCACUUAUCAAUGAGUAAUAGUUUAUAUACGGUUUUUGGUGUUUAUCGUCUUUUGUCAAUAAAGAAAAUUAUAAUAAUAAUGAUGUGAAAUUUGCUCAUUCAGAAAUUUUAUUUAUUCUUGUUUUAGUUAAUCAUAUUCAUUAAUGGC